Dovyalis caffra is the source of this 1425-nucleotide messenger RNA. The record is from the annotation of a GenBank genome assembly. Lineage: Eukaryota; Viridiplantae; Streptophyta; Magnoliopsida; Malpighiales; Salicaceae.
AUGGAGACGAAGAGCAGCAGCAGCAGCUCAUUGAAGAUAAUCCACAACGUCAUGAUCGUCACCAUGGAUCCCGAGAGUCGAGUUUUCAAGAACGGAGGGAUCGUUAUCGAACAAGAUAAAAUCAAAGCCAUCGGUCAAUCCUCCGAUAUUCUCUCCCAAUUUUCCUCUCUCGCUCACCACCGCCAAAUCAUCGAUCUUCACGGCCAUAUCUUACUCCCCGGACUCAUAAACACGCACGUGCACACAUCGCAACAGCUAGCGAGAGGGAUAGCUGAUGAUGUUGAUCUGAUGACAUGGUUGCAUCAUCGCAUUUGGCCUUAUGAAUCUAAUAUGACUGAGGAGGAUUCUUAUCUUUCUACUCUACUUUGUGGAAUUGAACUCGUUCACUCUGGUGUAACUUGCUUUGCUGAAGCAGGGGGGCAGUAUGUGUCUGGAAUGGCUCGUGCUGUUGAGAAAUUGGGCUUGCGCGCCUGCUUAACUGAGUCGAUUAUGGAUUCUGGUGAGGGUUUGCCUUCAUCUUGGGCUAUGCGAACUACGGAUGACUGUAUUCAGUCUCAAAUGGAACUUUAUGAGAAGCAUAAUGAUACCGCAGAUGGAUGCAUUAGAGUAUGGUUUGGAAUUAGGCAAAUUAUGAAUUCAACUGAUCGCCUACUACUUGAAACUAGAAACGCAGCUCAGGAACUGAAAACUGGAAUCCACAUGCAUGUUGCAGAAAUACCUUAUGAGAAUCAAUUCGUGAUGGGUACUCGGAAAGUUGAACAUGGGACUGUUACGCACUUGGAGAGGAUAAAUUUCCUUCAAAACAACUUACUUUCAGCUCAUACAGUUUGGGUUGACGACACUGAGAUUGGCUUUCUUUCAAGGGCUGGUGUCAAAGUAUCUCACUGUCCCGCUGCUGCUAUGAGAAUGCUUGGUUUUGCUCCUAUUAGGGAAAUGCUUGAUUCUGGCAUUUGUGUUUCCUUGGGAACAGAUGGGGCACCAUCAAAUAAUAGAAUGAGCAUUGUUGAUGAGAUGUAUCUAGCUUCUUUGAUCAACAAAGGUCGGGAAGUAUAUGUGAAGGGAACAACUGAUCCUACAGCUCUCCCAGCUGAAACAGUUCUCAGAAUGGGGACCAUAAAUGGUGCAAAAACAGUGCUCUGGGAUAAUGAAAUAGGAUCGCUUGAAAUUGGGAAAAAGGCUGACAUUACUGUGAUCCAUCCCAACUCAUGGUCCAUGGUCCCCAUUCAUGACUGCAUUUCAAGCCUCGUGUACAGUAUGAGGACUGAGAACGUUGUCUCUGUAAUGUGCAAUGGCAAAUGGAUUAUGAGGGACAAGAAGAUAUUGAAUGUGGAUGAGGGAGAAGUUAUGUUAGCAGCAAAGGAAGCUUCUAGGCAACUUUUGAAGAGGGCUGGUAUCAACAUACCCAACAGAAUGAAUGUCCUCUGA